Messenger RNA from Zophobas morio, 1101 nucleotides. RefSeq names its product medium-chain acyl-CoA ligase ACSF2, mitochondrial-like. Gene Ontology annotation, molecular function: medium-chain fatty acid-CoA ligase activity. The transcript has 5 exons. Gene Ontology annotation, biological process: fatty acid metabolic process. Bases 1 to 1101 code for a protein of 366 amino acids. Lineage: Eukaryota; Metazoa; Arthropoda; Insecta; Coleoptera; Tenebrionidae. The record is from RefSeq and is a predicted model, not a curated record.
AUGGCGAGUAGUACCGAAAUCGAAAUUAUACAACAAUUGCAGCUCACUAUUAGUCCCGAUGACGGCAGCAGCCUCCAUUUCACUUCAGGAACCACGGGAAAACCCAAAGCGGCUUUGGCCACCCAUUUCAAAAUGAUUAAUAACGGAUUCUUGAUUGGAAAAAGAAUGGAAUUAGCUGGCAAACAUCACACAAUUUGUGUGCAGGUACCACUUUUUCAUGUGUUGGGUACCGUCGAAAUUAUCAUGGCUGUUUUACCAACAGACGGUUACCAAGCCGAGAAAAGUCUGGACGCAAUCAAAAACCAGAAGAGCACUGUGAUCACUGGAACACCUACGACGUUUCUAGACUUGAUAGAGACUCAAGAAAAACGGAAAGAACCUGUAUCUGUAGAAAAGGCUCUCCUAGGUGGUGCCCCAAGCUCACCACAUCUGUUACAACAGAUUAUAGAAAUCUUAAAUAUACCUAAAUUUCACUCGGUUUAUGGUCUAACAGAAUGUGUUGGAUCAGUGUUUCAAUCAGUACCAACAAAAUCUACAAAAAAGUAUCCAGUACUUGUCAACUAUAUACAAGAACAUAUGGAGGCUAAAGUAAUUGAUGAAAAUGGUGUUGUGGUACCGUUUGGUACUCCUGGAGAACUAUGCGUACGAAGUUAUAGUAACAUGUUGGGUUACUGGAAUGACGAAAAGAAAACUAAUGAUAUGUUAGGACAAGACGGUUGGCUUAGAACUGGAGACCAAUUCACUCUUGAAGAAGACGGAAGUGGACAAGUGGUCGGACGAAUAAAAGAUCUAAUUAUACGAGGAGGGGAAAAUGUGUUUCCAAAAGAAAUAGAAGCAUUUCUGAUCACACAUCCGAAUAUUUUGGAAGUAUAUGUGGUAGGUACACCCCAUCAAAGACUAGGCGAAGAAGUGUGUGCGUGUGUCAGACUUAAACCACAAUCAAAUUUAACACUUGAAGACAUCGCAACUUUCUGUAAAGGAAAGUUGGCGUAUUUCAAAAUUCCCACGAAGAUAGAAAUUUUCGAUAGUUUUCCUCGACCACUUGCAGGAAAAAUUCAGAAGCUUGAACUUGUAAAAAUGCUGUCUGAACGGUUUCUUUAA